AUGGUCUAUAUCCCUCCUCCACAACUUGCCGGCAACCGCACCUCCUACUCCGAUGCGUAUAAUCAGAUCCUAUCUGCGCAUAGGCGCUCACCUCUUUCCUCGGCAUCCUCAGUUAUCAUGGUUGUCUCGCCAAACGUGGAUGCGCUCUGUGCAUCGCGUAUGCUUGCAACGCUCUUUAAACAGGACGAUGUGGGCUACCGUAUUAUUCCAGUAUCAGGAAGAGCUGAAAUGGAAAAUGUUCGAGACGAGUUGUCUUCGAAUAACGAUCUUCACACAUUGAUCCUCAUUAACAUGGGUGGCCGUUAUGACCUUCCCCUCGCGCAGUGGUUUGGAAACUUUGAUCUCAAGGUCACAAUCCACGUUAUCGACUCCGCACGACCUUACGGUUUGGUCAACUUAUUCAUGGCUGGGGAGAACGCCGAUAGAAUUUUGGUGUGGGACGAUGGAGAUGCAGACAAAUUGAUUGAGGAAAAGAAAUCAUGGGAAGCGUUAGAGUACGAACUGAAACCAGAAUCCGACAGCGAGGAUGAUGACGACUUGGACGACAACGAACAAGAUGAAGACUUGAGUGACGACAAGGAAGACACCGGUAGCGCUAGCAGCCCCUCUAGUAAGCGUCGGAUACGCAGUGAGGAUCCUCCUCGGAAGCGUCGUAGGACAGACGACGAACAGAAGACUCGAAUGACCUGGGACGAAUUGGACCACCAUGAGCUAGUCGUCAACAAAUAUUUCACGUCAGGGACCUGGCAUGGGCAAUGUGCAGCAAGCACCAUCUACAUACUUGUUACCCAGCUUGAGAGGGCCGAUAACGAUUUGCUCUGGCUCGCCAUCUUGGGUCUUACAUUUCAAUACAUCACCUCACGAAUACCUCGCGAUAUUUAUGAGGGAUAUCAUUCUAUCUAUCUCGACGAAGUCUCCCGUCUUAAUCCACAACCGCAGAAAGAAAACAAUCAUUCACUCAUUGCUAUCAACCCCGAUGACAUUAGUGUGCGAUCGACGGAGGAGCUGAGGUUCAUGCUGUUUAGGCACUGGACCCUAUACGAUGCCAUGUUUCAUUCGAGCUACGUUGCCAGUAAACUUGGAAUCUGGAAAGAGCGAGGUCGACAGCGUUUGACUGGCCUUCUAGCAAAAAUGGGAUUUUCCAUCCCACAGACUCAACAACCAUUUGCACAUAUGGAUAUGGACCUCAAGAAGAACCUGAUCCAAAAGCUCAACGACAUUGCCCCAGAAUAUGGCCUCGUAGAACUAUCGUAUCCGUCCUUCAUGCGAUGUUAUGGCUUUCAUUCGCAACCUUUAUCGGCAGCAGAUGCAGUUGAGGGCAUCAGCGUCCUCCUCGAUGUGGCGGAAGGAAUACGCAUGGAAGUUGAGAUUGAAGGAACACGGAACGGUGGUGAAUGGUUUGGAGGAGGUCGUAUUUGGGAGUUGCCGAGCUCUGAUAAAGCCGGGCUAAAGCUGCAGGAAAAACCUGUAGCUGCAAAUCCUGCAGACCCAACUGCCGGCCAUGCUGGGAACGAAAAUGAUGCAGACAAAGACGAGGAACGAAAGAAAGAGCCUCAUUGGUGGGUGAAGAAUUUCUGGACAGCCUACGACGCCCUCAGCGACAUCUCCGCUCUGAGGCAAUCCCUACGUCUAUCCAUGUCCCUCCAUCGUGCCAUAAUCCGACAGGGCACAUCUAUCAUCGAUAAACAAGACAUCAAAACCAUGCGAAGCCACCGCGUCGUCGUUCUCACACAAGGGCCCGACUUGAUUCUAUUCUCUCAUCCCUCCAUUUUAACACGACUCGCGUUGUGGCUGGUGGAUGCACUACGUGACCGGUUGGCCGAUGCUACGACAACUCGCCUGAGGAGAAAAGGCCUUCCAUUUGUCGUGGCGUGCUUGAAUGAGACAACGCAGCGCUUCACAGUCGUAGGUAUUACAGCUGCAUCUGAAUUCGGCGAUGUUCGCAAAAACAACUUUGCCACGACCUUUUUUCUCGCGUCGCAGAAAUGCCAACCAGGACGUGCGGAAUUCACCUCUUUCGAUGCAGCUAUUCUUGAGGUGGAGAAGAGCGAUCUUCAUGUCUUCCUUCAAGAACUUUGUAACGCGUAA
Messenger RNA from Cyclocybe aegerita, 2088 nucleotides. Lineage: Eukaryota; Fungi; Basidiomycota; Agaricomycetes; Agaricales; Hemipholiotaceae. The record is from the annotation of a GenBank genome assembly.